GAAUGGAUUCGGCUGGGACAAAUACGAUAUAACAUGGUGAUAUUCGGUGGCAUUGAUGGCUACUCUAGGAAGAUCAUGUACCUCAAUGCUGGAUCCAACAACACAGCAAGCACUGCACUUCAGUAUUUUCUGGAUGGAGUGAGGAGAUUUGGAUGGCCUUACAAGGUAAGAGGUGACCAGGGUGUUGAAAAUGUCAGCAUUGCACAGAUGAUGUUCACUGUGAGAGGCACAGGACAUGGAAGCUUUAUAAGUGGAAAAAGCGUGCACAACCAGAGAAUCGAACGUCUAUGGAGGGACGUUUGGACAGGAGUUACACACAUUUACUAUGACGUAUUACACAACCCGGAGGAAGAUGGAUCCCUCGACAUCUCGGAUAACCUUCAUCUCUUCUGUGCUCAGUACACCUUCCUCCCCCGACUCAAGGCUGAUUUGGCCAAGUUUUCUGCCGGAUGGAAUGAUCAUCCUAUCAGGACAGAGGGCUUCCUUUCCCCAAACCAGCUAUGGGAGCUUGGGAUGCUGCAGCACCCCAUCAGAGAGCCUGAGAUGUCUCAGGAAAAUGUGGCAGGUCUCCAAAUUGAGCAUAUUGAUUGGGAGAGCUCAGUGCUCUCUCAUGACAACUCUGCUAACCCAGGUGUUACCGUGCCAGAAAUUGAAUGUCCAUUGAAGACCGAGGACAUUGAAGCUCUAUGUCUUGCCGUUGAUCCCCUUUCUCAUUCAAUUAGUUUUGGAAGAGACAUUUAUUUGACCACGCUUGCACAUGCCUUGUACCUACUUCACCAUCAUUGACAGUCGUGUACCAAUCCGAGAAACUAAUUGAAACUAAAUAAAUAACAAA
Molecule: messenger RNA, 835 nt
Organism: Eleginops maclovinus (Patagonian blennie)
Lineage: Eukaryota; Metazoa; Chordata; Actinopteri; Perciformes; Eleginopidae
Exons: 6
Coding region: 34-786 (250 amino acids)
Molecular function (GO): nucleic acid binding
Source: RefSeq, a predicted model, not a curated record